GCUGCGCUUGUAAGAUACGAAAAAUCGCGAAAGAUGGACGCCGAGAGUGAGAGCAUCACUUUUAUCUGAACUCUCGUCUUGGCAGCAAAAAUGGGCAAUCAAUUAGUGGGCAUCGCGCCCAGCCAAAUAUUUCCGGUGGAGCACUAUCUUACGGAUCACAGUGAUUUAUUAUUCGACGUGAAUUUAGGAAGCACCAGAUUCUUCAAAGUCGCCCGGGCCCGCAGCCUGGAGGGCCUGAUAGUUGUAAAAGUGUUUGCCAUUCACGAUCCAACAUUGCCAUUAUCUACUUAUAAGGACAAGCUGGAGGAGAUCAGGUCGAAGUUAGCCUCGGCUGUCAACUGCCUACCGUUUCAACGAAUGAUCCUCACAGAAAAAGCAGGCUCAAUAAUGCGGGAAUAUGUCAAAUAUUCUCUUUAUGACAGGAUCAGCACUAGGCCAUUUUUAACAAGCAUUGAGAAAAAGUGGAUUACUUUCCAAGUGUUGUAUGCGCUUAAUCAAGCCCACAAGUUUGGUGUUUGUCACGGUGACAUAAAAUUAGAGAAUAUUAUGAUAACCAGUUGGAAUUGGGUAUUGCUCACAGAUUUUGCUAGUUUUAAACCGACGUAUUUGCCAGAAGAUAAUCCUGCAGAUUUUUCGUAUUUUUUUGAUACAUCCAGGAGAAGAACAUGCUACAUAGCGCCUGAACGAUUUGUGAAAACGCUGUCUUCAGAAUUGAGCAAUACGUUACUGUUACCGGAACAAGAAGUAAAGACUGGUGAUCUGCAUCCGAUGAUGGACAUCUUUUCCGCGGGCUGUGCUUUAACAGAAUUGUAUAACGAAGGACAUCCACCGUUCGAUUUUUCACAACUCUUGGCAUAUAGAAACAACGAAUAUUCUGUGAGCAAGCACUUGGACAGUAUAGACGAUUCAGGAAUACGUGAGCUGCUCGGUUCAAUGUUGGAGAGAAAUCCGGCGUACAGGAAGAGCGCAGAGAUCUAUCUGGCUCAAACUCGCGGCACCAUCUUCCCGGAAUACUUUUACUCCUUCCUCCAGUCUUACAUGCUUAUUUUCUCCGCCGCUCCGAUUUUAUCACCGGACGAGAAAGUAGCGCGGUUGAAGAAGGACAUUGGCAAUAUUAUCAGCAUAUUGAAAACGGAGGAAAGUGAACGGAUGAAAAUAAGCGAGACAAAACCUGCGGAAACCGCGAAAUCUGGCCAGUGCGAGAGUAAUGUGGAAUCGAUCAAGGACGAUUCCGGCCACAGCGAGGAAAAUACAAUGGUGGAAGUCGACAGCGAUCAGAGUUCCGAUAAGACCGAUUUGAAUCAGAUUGACGUGAAGAGCACGGCGCAAGAUGGCAGCGAUAUUCAAGUGGACGCGGAGUCAGAUAUUAAAUCGUCUUGCGAAGAUCGCAAACAGACGAUGUGCGACGCAGAAUCCAAGAUCAAGUCAAUUUCUGCCUUGAGUGAAACUCUAGAAGGACUCGUUAUCAUAACUCAACUCGUUACGUCCUGCAUAAGAGGCUUGCAUUACUCGCAAUCCAAGUUGCACAGUUUAGAGAUAUUAUUGGAGCUGGCCGAGAAUGUUUCUGACGAGACGAUUCUUGAUAGAAUAUUACCUUAUAUCUUCCAUUUAGUUCACGAUCCGGCGCCGCGGGUGAGAGUAUCGGCGAUACACACUCUAACGAAGUGUUUACAGCUUGUGAAAUUGAUACCAUCUUCGGACGUAAACAUAUUCCCUGAGUACAUUCUACCAGGUUUAGCGCACAUAACUCAAGACGAUGCAGUUAUUGUUAGGGCAGCUUAUGCGGAGAAUAUUGCGCACUUGGCGCACAUCGCUCUGCGUUACUUGGAAAAUGCUCAUUUGUCUAACUUGGGUAACAAGGAGGGGCCAAAGCCGAGUUACGACAGCGAAUUGCAAACCUUGCACGAAAUGGUCCAACAAUCGGUGUCCAUGCUGUUAACGGAUCCCCAAAAUUUAGUGAAACAAACGUUGAUGGAGAACGGAAUAAACAAAUUGUGCGUGUUCUUCGGAAAGCAGAAAGCCAAUGAUAUUUUGCUCAGCCACGUUAUCACAUUCUUGAACGAUAAAGAGGAUAAGGAACUGAGAGGCUCUUUUUUUGAAUGCAUAGUCGGUGUGGCUGCGUAUGUCGGUUGGCAUAGCAGUCCUAUACUAAUGCCGCUUCUGCAGCAAGGUCUAUCCGAUCCUGAAGAAUUCGUAACCACAAAGGCCAUAAAUGCCAUGGCAACACUUACAGAAUUGGGUCUGCUACAUAAAUCUGCUCUUUAUCAAUUAUUGUCAGAAACUAUGAUCUUUUUGGUCCAUCCAAAUCUUUGGAUACGUCAUGCAACCGUCGGCUUUAUCUCCGCAGCGGCAAGAACUCUAAAUGUGGUGGAUGUUCAAUGUAAAGUUCAAACGAUGCUCCAACCAUAUCUGAAGCACUCAUUAAUCCAGAUAGAAAAGGAGAUUCUAUUGCUCGAGGCACUUGUUCCGCCCAUAUCCAGAAUAGUAUACGAUUCCGUAGUAAAAUAUAACGAUGUGGAGGAAUUAUUCCAAGUGCUUGAACAGAGGCAGAUAGCCAGAGCGAAAGCCAUAACGGGUGUGGUACCGCCACAAUACAACGACAUGAGUACCUCCUUAAAAAAUCUUUUUAGGCGACUGAGUUCGGAAUCGAUGACUGAGGCGGUUGAGGAUCAGUUGCUGAUUAUGAAGCCUCACUUGAUGAAGAUCAACAAGUAUCGCAAUUCCGCGGACGCGAAGCAGAAUGCUAUCAAGUCCGUGGACGGCAAGCUGGAGCUGAGUCCAGUGAAGGACAGGAUAAGGCACCACGUCGUCGUGUUAUAUCCAGAUACCAAGGGAGACUUAACCCUGCCGCCUUUCAAGAGGUUGGAUCGAAGAACGUCAGAGACCGUUGGCACGUACGCAACGAUGAAUCAGGAAUGGCGCACGAUGUUUGCCGCUCAAGAUAACGCUCAGCACGCUAUUGUCAAAAUGUCGGACAUGACUGGAAGCAGCGGCAGCCCCAGCCAGAGCAUACACAGCGGGGACAUCCAUUUAUCCCCGCAUCACUGCCUAUCAGAUAUGACCAGCAUUAAUUCCCUCAUGAACGAUCAUUCGCUUCACGAGCGGUCUUACAUACAAUACAGAUGUGCGCCCUGCCGAUUAGAAGUGCGGCAAUUAACGUAUCGGAAGCAAGAGCAACACGCGGCAGUAUUGAGAGCAAAGCGUUGGGCUAACAACGUCGCCUGCGAAGCUGAAUUAAGAAUCGGAACGUCAGCAGCGGACGGCAGCAGAGAAAGAGUGGGAUCAACAGGAUCAGCGGUUUCGACGGGAACGACAACUCGCUGCGUCACCUUCCGUGAAGAUGUAGACAUCGUGAGCAGUGACAACGAUAUGGAUGCAAGCAAACAAAGUGAAAUGGAUGUGAAAAUAGAUUGGUUGGUCAGAACAGUGAAGGUGAUGAAAGAUGAAAUAGCAUGCAAGAACGAAAUCAAGACGAUGAUUACAAAAAUUAUUCGAGAAGAGUUAGAAACUUUUAGACGCGAAUUUGAAGAAGUGAAAAGGAAUAUACAGGAGAAAACCACUGGAAUUGCAGGAAAGGGACCAGGAAGUUAUAGUGAGGCAGUAAAAAAUAAGAAGAAAGAAAGUAUUUUAAUUGUCCAACCGAUAAAGGAGCAGGAGAGUGAAGCUACCAAGAAAUUGGUAAAAGAAAAAGUAGAUAUAAAGAAUCUGGAGGGUAUAUGCUCGGAGGGAUGGAAAACAUCUAUGAUAGUACCGAUCCCUAAAAUAGAAAAACCAAAAAAAACAAAAAAUCAAUCGGGAUUUAGAAAAAACCGUUCGUGUGAAACGGUGAUACAAAGUGUUAUUGAUGACUGGAAAUUGACAGUUAGUGAGGGAAAAAUGGUAGGAGUUAUAUUCCUGAACUUAAAACGGGCAUUUGAAACAAUAGAUAGGACAAGAUUACUGGAUAAAUUAGAUCAGUACGGAAUAAGAGGAAUGGUAUGGGUGAGACUCAGCUGA
Wasmannia auropunctata (little fire ant) is the source of this 3996-nucleotide messenger RNA. It is a transcript of the gene Vps15, whose product is annotated as phosphoinositide 3-kinase regulatory subunit 4. Gene Ontology annotation, cellular component: nucleus-vacuole junction; phosphatidylinositol 3-kinase complex, class III, type II; late endosome. NCBI's taxonomy places the organism in Eukaryota, Metazoa, Arthropoda, Insecta, Hymenoptera, Formicidae. The coding region runs from base 91 to 3996 and encodes 1301 amino acids. The record is from RefSeq and is a predicted model, not a curated record. Gene Ontology annotation, molecular function: ATP binding; protein serine/threonine kinase activity. Gene Ontology annotation, biological process: late endosome to vacuole transport; macroautophagy; protein phosphorylation. The transcript is spliced from 16 exons.